Messenger RNA from Nematostella vectensis (starlet sea anemone), 2891 nucleotides. RefSeq lists its product as uncharacterized. NCBI's taxonomy places the organism in Eukaryota, Metazoa, Cnidaria, Anthozoa, Actiniaria, Edwardsiidae. The transcript is spliced from 7 exons. Bases 151 to 2271 code for a protein of 706 amino acids. The record is from RefSeq and is a predicted model, not a curated record.
AAACAAUUAAUGCAUACUAUUGUCAAUCAUUAACUAGAAGAUAUAAAAAGGCGUCUCACAGUUUAACAAAAUUAAGUAAAGCAUACUCUAGCAGAAGGAUUGUCGAUCAUUUUGAUUGCUGCUCCACUACAUAGGUGCUAAAAAGUGAGGAUGAGCCCACGCACAAGCCACCUCGGUUUCGUUCUGCUCCUCGCAGCGCUUGGCGGCGCAAGCUCCUCAGAUCUCGCGGACGAAGCAUUUACCAAACUGAGACAAACCUUCGACGCUAUGAGCCAGGCCUUGGGGGCUCUCUCCAGACAAGUGAUGCUUCAGCAGUUUGAGGUUCAAGAAAAAAUCCGCUCAGAUGCAGACUCCGGUGUGAAGCAAAUCCGUGAUUUUAACACGGGAACGCGUAAUUAUCACACCGCUACGCACACGCGAACUGGGAGCGUGCUCGCGAUUCAUGAUCACUCUAACAAUGAUCGCACCGUUGGAAUGGGGGAGUUCGUGGGAGUGCUGAAUGGAGUUGAGUUCCGCACAAGACACAAUGACUACAGACUUUACAUGCCGCACAGGACAAGCAAGGAGUGGCAUGCUACUGAGAAUAUCCCCUUCCCCCAAGUUCCACCAUCAGUUCUUAACAAACCCACCAUCUCUGAGCAAAUCGAAGAAAUGAAAGAAUGGUUCAAAGCGUGGCGUGACCAAAAUCACACCGUGCGUGACUACCGUGACUACUUUAAGCCGGUCCUGUGCUACCUCGAGGGGGCCUGGACAACGAACACCGAAAACAUCGAAGAGCCAUUUGAGAGCGAUCGCCACUUUGUCGACGCCUCAAGUUGGUUUGAUCUACAAGAAAAAAUCCGAUUUACCUCAUACACAGGACGCAAGGAUAACUUGGAGAACUUCUCUUUUCUGCCGACAGCCAUCAUCAAUGUGACCAAGGAUGGAAGACCGAUCUUUGCGCAAUGGAAUUACCGCAUUCUUUGCCAUCCGGUAUCUCGUGAUAUCCCCCUGAACAGGUUCCGCGUGGUGGACGACCUUGGAGUGCGGCUCACAGUAAAGCGUUCGUAUGAACAUCACGGAAAAACCAGGUCUGCAAGAUUCCAGUUAAACCCGUUUGACAAGGACUGGCAGGAAACUGAAGACAAGAUCAACCAAGAACGUUGGGGACUCCUUGAUGAAAUUAUGUCCGAGAUCCCAGGCAAAGAUAACUACGCCGGGAGCCUAACUGACGAGGCGUUUGACAUUGAAGCCCUCAGCAUGCAUCCAGAAAAAAACGGAGAGAAACUGGACGUUUCCAGAUAUCACCGAUGGUUCAAAGUCGGAAGGCGUGGCGCUAUGGGCACCUCGAUACGAUCACGGGGAUUUAGUGAUGAUACCUUGUACAUGGCGAUGACGUCACAGCCAAAGGUCGCAGGGAUGAAUCUAGCCCAUCAAUGCUGGACCAGAUGGAAUGGACAGAAGAUGUGCAAACACUACUAUAAACAAAAAUGGACGUACGCCAUUCCCCUGGAAAUCAUCUUUUUGACCCCCCUGCACCGAUGGAACCCGUAUGACAUCCAAUACAAGGGCGAUGCCAAGACUGACUGGGGAAAAACGGUCGUGGACGGGGGACGUAACGGAGACAAGACCCCUGAGAAGGCGUAUAACGGUAGCAACAGCAGAGUUUACUAUCAGACGCCUGUUGAGAUGUUCCAGGGUGGAGAGGUCGGUAGUGGGGCUGCUGACACUACUAAAAGCUCUGUUGGAGUUCUGGAUAAGACAGGCAAAGUACGUAAUUGUGUGGCUAGUGGCACGCGUGUAUUCUUUCCUUACAUGCCAGGGGUAGGAUUCCUACGACAGCGGUACCCCAUCUUUCCGGUCCACGGCGAGGGUAGCUUGGCGAUGAAAGAGUUAGAAGCUGUAAAAGAUCUCCUGCUCAAGUCUGGGACGUACGGUUACGCUUUCCGCGAGACCCUGGGAACGGGUACAACGCCUCCCCCUGAACCUGAACAAGGAGUUACACUACAGAUGAAAACAAGCAGGAGUAAUUCAGUACCCUGGCACGAGCACACGGUCACACUGGAACCACACGAGGUGGAGUUUCUGAAAAAUAGCAGAGGUAGUACAUUAAUAAAAACAACCACAGAAUCAGCCGGUCACAUGCACGAGGUCAAGAUAAUGUUUAACACAUGGAACAACAUCAACCGCUGGGAGAUGACGCAAUGUGAUUCGGUAAAUGAUCCAGCAUGGAACAAGUGCAAUGAUCAGCAUCCUUCCGACUUUGUGGUUAUACCAGAGGGGAUUUUGUAAUUAUCCCCGGUCGUACUUUACGGUAGACUAGGGAGCAGUAAUCAAAGACAGGGCUUUAGUCAUCAUGUAUUAAACAGGGGCUGUGUUAGGCAUGAAUUAAUUGUCCAAUCAGAGGAGAUUUUGGUAAUAAGCUUUACCGGGAUUUUAGUCACAUUAAAUGGGAAGUAGUGGCAUAUACCUGGGCUUUUAGUCGCAUUGAAUGGGAAGUAGUGGUAUUUAUCCAAAACCGGGCUUUUAGUCGCAUUGAAUGGGAAGUAGUGGUAUAUAUCCAAAACCGGGCUUUUAGUCGCAUUGAAUGGGAAGUAGUGGCAUAUACCUGGGCUUUUAGUCACAUUGAAUGGGAAGUAGUGGUAUAUAUCCAAAACCGGGCUUUUAGUCGCAUUGAAUGGGAAGUAGUGGUAUAUAUCCAAUACGGGGUUGGUACUUACACUAAAUUGGCAGGCACAAUUCUCAAAACUGAGAGUAAUUCAGUAAGCAGAAAGUAAUUGCUAAGCAAAAUAGUGUGUAGCAUUAUAAGGGUGAUUGUGUUUAAAAAAAAUUACUUCAUACAGCUGGGUAUUUUGUAAGAGAGCUCGACUCUUCUUGUAGUUUAUGGGAAUAAAACCAAACUAAAAAUUUAA